AUGAAGGCGAUCUCAGUUUUCUUCGCUGAAGUGUUCAAGUUCGUAGCUAGUGUCGUAUUAGUAUGUCUGCAGGAACGUAGUGGCCUAGCCCAGAAUUAUGAAUCAAUUUUCCAUCAUUGGCUGCAUGCCGCUGAAAGCUACUGUACCAGCAGUUGUCUAAUACGAUUCAGAAUUUCUGCUUAUGUCACGUGGCGAAAAUCUGCCAGCUGCUACUUAUAUGGUCACUUAUCAACUGAAAAUUCUCACCACAGCUGUGUUCACUGUAUAGUACUAGGGUCGAAAACUGUCCAUUCAACAAUGGGUUUCGCUUUUCUUUUUUUGGGCUGGCGUAGCAUUGUUCAGACCAGAAAAUGUCUAAUGAUCGAGAAAAGGCUGAACGCUUGGCAGCUGCGAUGGCAAACGAAAUUUCGUCAACAGCAAUGCCGACCAUUGAAGACGCUUUCACAAAAACUGAUGGAUUCUUCGUCCGACGUAAUCAAUGGUACAACAUUGGCACCAAUAAUAAAUGAUGUGGCACGGCCUAAGCGUGAAGUUCAUGAGCAGAAUUCUAUUCUAGGUUUCAUCGCUGUCUUGGUGGCAUGCUGCCUUUCUGGAUUUGCUGGUAUCUAUUUUGAGAAGAUUCUGAAAGGAUCCGAUGUAUCUAUUUGGAUUCGAAACAUCCAAUUGGGCACUUCCAUCUAUCUUCUUCGCCUUACUGUUUGCCUUUGUCAGUUCUAUUACUUCUUCAUGGAUCUAUGUCCUCUUUUGACCGCCCUUGCACCGUCGGUUCCUCACGCGUGCGAUCGUGACGCGCGGCGUGAUGUUCGGAUCGAUGCGCUG
Messenger RNA from Cooperia oncophora, 819 nucleotides. Lineage: Eukaryota; Metazoa; Nematoda; Chromadorea; Rhabditida; Trichostrongylidae. The record is from the annotation of a GenBank genome assembly.